UCGCCGAGAGCAGGUUGGAGGCUGGGUUUCAGAGAGACUCCGGACUGGGGUCCGUCGCCAGCCUCUCCUCCUGGAUUGGGGUUGCUUUUCAUAUUUUAAAAGAGGAUUUUCUUAUUACCUUUGAAUACUCCUUUUGACAAAAUUUCUGGAGCAGCUCAGCGGGGAAGAUUUUGGGGGAAUCUUGUUUUAAGAAAAUGAAAAAGCACCUACGGGGUAUUUAUUAAUUUUUCUCGGGUUUUGGAAUCACCCUGUGGAAGAGAGUGCCAGCUAUCGAGAGCCAGGAGCGAAGAGUGGAGAGGACCAGCAAGGCGCACCAGGCCGAACCACCUCCUUCCCGGCCGCCCCCUCCCCACUCCCCCGACACACACUCAUUUUGCUCGCUCGCCGGCGCGCGCAGCGCACACCCCCCGCGCCGGACCCGCACCUCGGCGGGCGCCACACACUUGCCAGCCUGAGCCGCGGCAGCCGCAGCGGGAUGGAGGCGGCGCGCACCGAGCGCCCUGCAGGCUGGCCCGGGGCGCCCCUCGCCCGGACCGGGCUCCUGCUCCUGUCGACGUGGGUCCUGGCCGGCGCCGAGAUCACUUGGGACACCACGGGCGGUCCCGGGCGCCUGGCGGCUCUGGCUUCUCGGUCCCCGGCGCUGCCUCGUCUCUCACCGCUGGCAAUGGCAAGCCAGUGGCCGGAGGAGCUGGCGACUGUACGGAGAGGCACCGCACUGGAGCGCCGGCCGGGACCAGAGCCGCUGCCCCAGCCAAGCAGUGGCAGCGGCGGAAAGAAGCAAGGAGAAGCCGGAGGGCUGUCUCCAGCAAGCUCGCGGUGGGGACCGGGCAUCUCUACUCCUGGCAAGCCUAGCGGCGUGAGGAGGAGUCGUCGGGCGCAGCCCCCCAGUGCCCUGGAACACGGGGAUGCCCGGGCUACUGUCUUAGCCGAUGGUUCCAAAGGAAGCCGCUCUCUGGCCAAGGGUCUCCGGGAGGAGGUGAAGGCACCACGGACCGGGGGUUCAGCGGCUGAAGAGCUCCGGUUACCCAGCACCUCGUUCGCGCUGACCGGGGACUCGGCUCACAACCAAGCCAUGGUGCACUGGUCGGGACACAACAGCAGUGUUAUACUUAUCCUGACGAAGCUGUAUGACUUCAACCUGGGGAGCGUGACAGAGAGCUCACUUUGGAGAUCAACAGAUUAUGGCACCACCUAUGAAAAGCUGAAUGACAAAGUGGGUUUGAAGACUGUCCUCAGUUACCUCUACGUCAACCCCACCAACAAAAGGAAGAUCAUGCUUCUUAGUGAUCCUGAGAUAGAGAGCAGCAUAUUGAUCAGCUCAGAUGAAGGGGCAACCUAUCAGAAAUACCGGCUCACCUUCUACAUCCAGAGUCUGCUCUUUCACCCCAAGCAGGAGGACUGGGUACUGGCCUACAGUUUGGAUCAAAAGCUCUACAGCUCCAUGGACUUUGGAAGACGGUGGCAACUCAUGCAUGAACGCAUCACACCCAACAGGUUUUACUGGUCAGUGGCCGGACUGGAUAAGGAGGCAGACCUGGUGCACAUGGAGGUGCGGACAGCGGAUGGAUAUGCUCACUACCUCACCUGCAGGAUCCAGGAAUGUGCCGAGACUACUCGGAGUGGGCCUUUUGCCCGCUCCAUCGACAUCAGUUCCCUGGUGGUCCAGGAUGAAUAUAUAUUCAUUCAGGUAACAACUGGUGGAAGAGCCAGCUACUACGUGUCCUACCGGAGAGAGGCCUUCGCUCAGAUAAAGCUGCCCAAGUACUCACUGCCCAAGGACAUGCACAUCAUUAGUACCAAUGAGAACCAAGUGUUUGCAGCCGUCCAGGAAUGGAACCAGAAUGACACAUACAACCUCUACAUCUCAGACACACGUGGGAUCUACUUCACCCUGGCCAUGGAGAACAUUAAGAGCAGCCGAGGUCUGAUGGGAAACAUCAUUAUUGAAUUGUAUGAGGUAGCCGGUAUCAAAGGGAUAUUCCUGGCAAACAAGAAGGUGGAUGACCAGGUGAAGACAUACAUCACCUACAAUAAAGGCAGGGAUUGGCGCCUCCUGCAAGCUCCAGAUGCGGACCUGAGAGGGGACCCAGUGCACUGCCUGCUGCCUUUCUGCUCCCUACACCUACACUUGCAGAUCUCCGAAAAUCCAUAUUCCUCAGGAAGAAUCUCCAGCAAGGAGACAGCUCCAGGGCUCGUGGUGGCUACAGGCAACAUUGGUCCAGAGCUCUCAUAUACUGACAUCAGUGUGUUCAUCUCUUCUGAUGGGGGCAACACAUGGAGACAGAUCUUUGAUGAAGAGUACAAUGUCUGGUUCCUAGACUGGGGUGGCGCCCUCAUGGCCAUGAAACACACACCUCUGCCAGUCAGGCAUUUGUGGGUGAGUUUUGAUGAGGGCCACUCCUGGGACAAGUAUGGUUUCACUUCGGUUCCUCUCUUUGUGGAUGGGGCCCUGGUGGAGGCAGGCGUGGAGACCCAGAUUAUGACAGUUUUUGGCCACUUCAGCCUCCGCUCAGAAUGGCAGUUGGUGAAGGUGGACUACAAAUCAAUCUUCAGCCGACACUGUAGCAAGGAGGACUAUCAGACCUGGCACCUGCUCAAUCAGGGGGAGCCUUGCGUCAUGGGAGAAAGGAAAAUAUUCAAGAAACGCAAGCCAGGAGCUCAGUGUGCCCUGGGCCGAGACUCCUCAGGGACAGUGGUCUCAGAACCCUGUGUCUGUGCUGACUGGGACUUUGAAUGUGACUAUGGCUAUGAGAGACAUGGAGAGAGCCAGUGUGUCCCUGCUUUCUGGUACAAUCCAGCAUCUCCAUCCAAGGACUGCAGCCUUGGUCAAAGCUACUUUAACAGUACUGGGUACCGGCGAAUCGUGUCCAACAACUGCACAGACGGCCUGAGGGAGAAGUAUACCGCCAAGGCCCAGAUGUGCCCUGGAAAGGCCCCGCAUGGCCUCCACGUGGCGACGACCGAUGGGCGCCUGGUGGCGGAGCAGGGGCACAAUGCAACCUUCAUCAUCCUCAUGGAGGAGGGUGAUCUCCAAAGGACAAACAUCCAGCUUGACUUUGGGGACGGGAUUGCAGUGUCCUAUGCUAAUUUCAGUCCCAUUGAGGACGGCAUCAAGCACGUGUACAAGAGUGCAGGCAUCUUCCAGGUGACAGCCUAUGCGGAGAACAACCUAGGCUCAGACACGGCGGUGCUCUUCCUGCAUGUGGUUUGUCCUGUGGAGCAUGUUCAUCUCCGGGUCCCCUUUGUUGCCAUAAGAAAUAAGGAGGUCAACAUCAGUGCAGUUGUGUGGCCCAGCCAACUGGGGACUCUUACGUAUUUCUGGUGGUUCGGCAAUAGUACAAAGCCCCUCAUCACCUUGGACAGCAGCAUUUCCUUCACGUUCCUAGCAGAGGGAACUAAUACCAUCACUGUCCAGGUGGCUGCUGGGAAUGCCCUCAUCCAGGACACAAAAGAUAUCGCUGUUCACGAAUACUUCCAGUCCCAGCUCUUAUCUUUCUCUCCUAAUCUGGAUUACCACAAUCCUGACAUUCCAGAGUGGAGGCAAGAUAUUGCCAAUGUGAUCAAGCGGGCUCUGGUGAAAGUAACCAGUGUCCCGGAAGACCAGAUCCUCAUUGCUGUGUUCCCUGGCCUCCCCACUUCUGCAGAGCUCUUCAUUCUUCCCCCCAAGAACUUGACAGAGAGGAGGAAAGGCAAUGAAGGGGACCUGGAACAAAUUGUAGAGACUCUGUUUAAUGCUCUAAACCAAAACUUGGUCCAGUUUGAGCUGAAGCCAGGGGUUCAAGUCAUUGUGUAUGUCACACAGCUGACCUUAGCUCCGCUGGUGGACGCUGGUGCUGGGCACAGCAGCUCGGCCAUGCUUAUGCUCUUGUCAGUAGUGUUUGUCGGCCUGGCUGUGUUUUUGAUCUACAAGUUUAAAAGGAAAAUACCCUGGAUUAACAUCUAUGCUCAAGUCCAACAUGACAAGGAGCAGGAGAUGAUUGGGUCAGUGAGCCAAAGUGAAAACGCCCCCAAAAUCACACUCAGUGACUUCACCGAGCCCGAGGAACUGCUGGACAAAGAGCUGGACACCCGGGUCAUAGGAGGCAUUGCCACCAUUGCAAACAGCGAAAGCACAAAGGAGAUCCCCAACUGCACUAGCGUUUAACACCAAGAAGCCGCGUGGUCAACCAUCUUUCUGACUUUUUAUUUUUGAUGAUUCCUAUUACUCUUAUUAUGGAAAAAUGAAAGUGUCUUUUUUACCUAUUGUUUACCAAGGGCCCCAUGAAUAGCAGGCAGAUGCUUAGCUUUGGGAGGCAAAGCAUACUUAGCUGAUUAUGAGCCACGAAGAAUAAAUGGCCUUUUUUUUGUGCUAAGGGCAAAGGAUGCGUCUUCCCAUGGCUUUCUUACUUCAUUCUGCCAUUUAUAGUGCAAGAAAUCCUGUUUCCCCUGUGAUCUGUCUUUUUAUUUUUUAAGUUGGGUUGGUUUUCCACUAACCUCCCAUCCUCUCCCUGCCCCGUACCACACCAAACCACCAGUACCCAGCUCCUCCCUCCCAGCACACCCACCUAAAACAGAAACCAUUUCCCAGCUAGAUCUGCAGAAGGUAGGUUGGUGGGGAGUGAGGGUGGCUGUAGAAAGUACACACCUGUCAGAAGAGACCCUGCCUCAUGCAUGUCCAUUGCGAGGCUGCAGAUGGCUUAUUGUAUAUAAUUACAAUGUAAAUAGCUUUUUAUUUCCUGAGAAAUAAUUUAAUGUUUAGUAAAAAAGAAAACUGAAAAAAGAAAGAUGCGUCUGUUGGCUUAUGCACUCAGCUUUGGAGCUGACCACCCCCAGGCCUGCUUGAUGUGUUGGGUUCUGGAUGCUCCCCAGUUGUCUGUCGCACUUAACUCUUGCAUCUCUGUGUCCCUGCCAUCACUGGUUUCUAUUUCUGUAUAUAAAGUGGGGAGGGGGAGUACUUCUUUGAAACAAAUAACUGGUAAAGGGAGGACAAGAGUAACAUCAUAGAAUGUGUGAGUUUUUGGUCCCAUCCGUGAUGUGGAAGAAGUUGCAAGAUGAAGUCCACUAGAGACUUCAAACUGAAACCCAGAUGGGCAAACAAGGCUUCCCCUCCAGAAAAAUGAGGUUGAGGAUAGUUAUCAGUCUGAGGUUUUCUCUAAAGAAGCCAGGCAAUGGAUCUAAAAAAAAAUGGCAUCCUGCUUUCUGGUUGGAUUCCAUGGAAUUGUAUAGUGCUUACAGGGAAUUCUCUGGCUAUUCGUAACUCAGAAAAGACCCUUGGGCACUAGGUUAAGUCCAGUGAGUGCCUCAGCCUGGGAGAAGUUAGAGGUGGGAAGGGAGCUGGCACGAGUGGAAUCAUGUGACCAUGCAAACCCUGCAGGCUAAAUAGGGGUCUAGCCUUUAAUGAUCUUAGUCAAAGUUGAUUUUAGCAAAGCUAUGCUACUUGCUUGUCAGAUGUACACAACUUCCUUACAGUCAAAUGUCUGCCUUCAGUUCUCUUAAGAUAGUUCUUGCAUCUGGGGCGAGUAACUUUCAAAGCCAGUGUUCUCCCGCUCCCCAGCCCUUCACACAUUUCACAUGUCAAUUCUUUUUAGGAGGGUUGCUUGAAGCCAUGCUGUAGCAUUGUUUUACUUUGGACUCAGCCUGAGCACACUUGUCUUAAAGAAAAGGUAUACUGUAUAUAUAUAUGGGAGGAGAGGCUGAAUUUUGUACCUGUCCAUUUUUGUGGGAUAUUGUUCACAUCCUUCUCUGUGAGACAUUGAGAGAAUGUGACCUCGAGAAACUGGACUGGCUACAGCAUAGAAUUAGGACUAUUUCUAAAGAUCCUGCUUUUUCAUUUCAAGGGUUAAAUGGGGCAGACAAUUGCAAUACUUGUACUAAACACUGGAAUACAAAUGCAUGAGUCAUAUCUAUAUAUACAGUAUAUGUACAUAUACUGUUCUUGGUUUUAUUGUUCCAUUUGAAUAUUUCUACUGUAAAAAAAAAAAGACAGUGGUUUUGAAAUUGUUGAAAAUAAAUGUAUUUUUGUACAUCAAAGCUA
Messenger RNA from Bubalus bubalis (water buffalo), 6013 nucleotides. It is a transcript of the gene SORCS3, whose product is annotated as sortilin related VPS10 domain containing receptor 3. The record is from RefSeq and is a predicted model, not a curated record. Gene Ontology annotation, cellular component: postsynaptic density membrane. The transcript has 27 exons. NCBI's taxonomy places the organism in Eukaryota, Metazoa, Chordata, Mammalia, Artiodactyla, Bovidae. The coding region runs from base 476 to 4144 and encodes 1222 amino acids. Gene Ontology annotation, molecular function: protein binding.